This is a messenger RNA of Alternaria atra, 3081 nucleotides long. RefSeq lists its product as uncharacterized. Lineage: Eukaryota; Fungi; Ascomycota; Dothideomycetes; Pleosporales; Pleosporaceae. Gene Ontology annotation, cellular component: exosome (RNase complex); nucleus. The record is from RefSeq and is a predicted model, not a curated record. The transcript is spliced from 3 exons. The coding region runs from base 1 to 3081 and encodes 1026 amino acids.
AUGGCGAACAACUACGCGCAUCCGCCGCCGAUGCAACAGCUUCCAGGCAUCAACUUCACCCCAUAUGCGCAAAAUGGCCAGCAACCCCCGUUCCCAGCAUUCCCGCCUCCCGAUCCCAGUCUCUGGGCCCUAUUCCAGAAUGGCUCUUUCCCUCCAGGUCCACCAAACUUUCCGCCGCCGCCGCCCUUCCCCAACAUGGCGUUCCCCCCGUCUUCGCUGCCUGCGCCAUCUUCUCUGCCUCCACCUCUACCUCCACCUCCAGAGCGCAUACAAGAGGUCAUGGAUAGCGACCGUGAAGACGGCGAGCUGAGCGAAGGCGGCAGCCAACCGCCGACGCUCAUGGACAAGCUACAACAGGAUCGCGACGCGGCCAAGCAGUUCAUCAAGCUCUUGCAUAGCAACAACGUCACUUACCGCGCUCUAGCUCACGAACAGCUUGAUCCCGAGCUGCUGAGGGGGCUGUACCAGAGUGCGAAUCUGCCAUCGGAGCCUGCGCCCAUUCUGCCACCCAAGGGUACUGAUGGCGCUGUUUCCAAGGCGCCUUCCGUUCAGCCACUAACCCCGGUUGCGCAAGAUACGCCCAAGUCUACCGCGUCGCCAAAUGGCCCAGGCCAUCGUCAAGAUUACAUUGCACGUCUCCAGGCCGCAAAGGCUGCGAAACAGGCCGCCGCCAAAACCACUACUCCUGCGCCAGCUACCAGGACACCACAGCCUGCGACCCCGCCUACUUCUAAGCCGCCUGUGACAGACGAACAGAGAGCCCGUAAUACCGAGUUGAUUAAGCAGCGCUUGGAAGCUAUUAAGGCGAGACAGAAGCCGCCAGUUACGCCAGGGUCGCAGACACCCACGAAUACCGCCUACAUGCCAUCAUUCUCUGCCAUCCCAGGUCUCUUCAUGAAUGCGUCUUCGACGUCCAAUACGCCCGGUCCAGUCGUACCUCAACCGCCGUCCUCCUUACCAAUUUCUGUCACUCCUCACACCCGGCCUCUGGGUCAGUCUCCGCAUGCUGACCAAGAAGAUGAUUCGAUGAUAAUAGACGUCAGCGAAGAUGAGUCCAACGGCAGCGACAUGGACAUCGACGACGACCAAGCCCCUCCCCAAGCAAGCCAGAAUUCGCACCUGGGUUCUGGCAAUCUUCCUAACUUUCAUUCUGGCGCGCCACCUGCGACCCCAUCAGCCGCUACUGUCGGCACGCCUGGCGCGCAGACUCCUAAUACGGUCGCGCGCGAGAAGGAGCUAGUGGACAAGGAAAAGCAACUGGUGGCCAUGCGGGAGACACUUAAGAGGAAGCUCGCGGAAAAGCGAGAGCGGGACAGGUUGGCGGCAGCUACCACUGCCGGGGCAUCGCCUUCCUCGGUUCAAAAGCCUUCAACGCCAGUGUCAUCUCUCCAGACCUCUACCCCAGCUACGCUUCCCACAUCGAUAACCGAGCAUGCCACAUCAUUACCAACACGUUCGCAUGAUGCCAAAGACCCACACCGUGUUCGCCGAGCGGAGAUCCAAUCCAGGCUGCCUACCUUGGAUGCCGAGAUUGCAAACAACGCAAGUAGGAUGGCUCAACUGACCAAGGAGUUGGAGCAGCUGACAGCGCAGAAUGAGAGGAUUGCAAGGGACAAGGAGCAGCUGACCAAGGAGCUGGAGGAUCUUGGUGUUGACACAGAGGGUAUGUCUCAUGCACAACUACGUGCCAAGAAAGAUGAAAUCGAGGGCGAACAAUUUCCAGACUCCAACACAUCUUCAAGAGAAACCCAGCCCGCAUCGCAGUCUGCAUUCAACAAACCUUCUCCGGUUCAACCUCAAGCUUCAUAUCAACACCCGCCAGUGCACACCACGCUUCCUGGACUUGGACAGGGCACAACCCAGCCUGAUAUCUCAACAGGGUCACAUAGUCUGGAUCACACUCGAUUGCCAGAACAGGUUAUGCAUGAAGAUGCCACUGUAAAGCCGGUCGGUGCUUCGCAGGUGUUGUCUCAACAAAACGACAUCUACUCAGCACAGCACCUGCCUGUCAACGGCAUCAUGACCCCUAAUGUUCCAGCGCCAGCUGACACUGACGUGCAAACUGCAAUUGAGGUAGCUGAGGCCGGUGCUAAUGCUGCCGGUGACCAAGGAACUCAACAGCCUACCACUGCGCCUUCGCCGUCAGAAGAAGGAGAAGAAGUCGACAUGUCCGUUUCCGAAGGCGAUGAUGACGAGGAAGAGUACGAACCGGAAUACGAGCCGGAAGAACCUGUCGUCGUCGCUGAAGUACCUUUGGCAGAGGAAGUUGAGGCCCAGACCAAACCUGAGUUUUCUCUCGCAACCUCGCCAGCCGGUACGCAAGAAGAAGACGCCUAUGAGCCGCCCGACGUCGAUGAAGAUGUCCUGGAGGUCCAGGGCAGCGAGGAUGCCACCGCAAACCUCGACGUGCCCACGGGUCAGGCUGAAGCGGAAGAUGGUGCUAUGGAUAUCGCUACAUCAUCUGAUGAAAGCUCAGAUGACAGCGAAUCAGAUGAUGAAUCUACUCCAGAGCCGGAUAUUGAGACUAUAUCAGCAAAGAACCCGUCAUAUCAGGACGCUGAAACGGCUGAUGAUCUAGCGCCCGAGCUGCAACGACCAGAGGUAACGUCUACGGCGACCGCUGGCGAACCUGUGUCUGUGUCUGAGAUAAUCGAAGAACCAGAACCGCCCAGGUUCACACCGUACGAAAGCCCGCUUCGAAUGUUCAAGUCUUACCGCUAUCAUCCCUCUUAUGCUCAAGAUGUACAAGGUGGCUUCUUGUCCCUGACUUUUAGUCAUCAGAUAAACCCAGAGAAGCCUCUCUGCCAGUACGAAUCAACUGGUGGCGUAUGCAAUGACCCUGAGUGCCCUGAUCAGCACUUCAGGGAGGUUGUUAUUACUGGUGACAGACUACUUGUCCAGCUCGGAACAGCAAAUCCUGGCAAGACAUCCGAGGAGAAGCAGCGCUGGAACGACGGUCUCCGCGGCGUGCUCAAGGAUCUCCGCCAGAAAAACAUCAAGGACCCCAACAGUAUUGCCGCGGCGAUUGCGAGUUUCCGACGUGAAUUUCUCCAGGAUGAUACUCGGGUUGUCAACAUGUAA